Messenger RNA from Penicillium coprophilum, 630 nucleotides. RefSeq lists its product as uncharacterized. Bases 1 to 630 code for a protein of 209 amino acids. Lineage: Eukaryota; Fungi; Ascomycota; Eurotiomycetes; Eurotiales; Aspergillaceae. The transcript has a single exon. The record is from RefSeq and is a predicted model, not a curated record.
AUGGAAUCCUUCAACUUCAGCAACACUCCUGCUAGCACCAGCACCGAACCUCCCACUGCUCAUCCCAAAGCCUUCCCAAAAUCUACCAAACCUCCACGUCCACGUCGCAAGGUCGGCCUUGACACACCCAUUGCUCAAUUCGUAUCCCGCCGUGGAGAUUAUGGAGAAGAGCAUGGUGAAGAUCAUGGAGAAGAACAUAAGGACUUUCCAAAAACUAUUCGAGAAUACUACGAGCUCGACUCAGCCACACUCAACGAUCUAUCCGCGUGGUUUUAUCAAUUCCGUCCCGAGACCGAAGAAACUAGAGACUAUCCCACGGUUAUUGCUAAUCCGUGGCUCACGUGGAACUGUGAACGACGCAUGUGGAUUGAAACUCCAACCGAUGUUGAAAUCAAGCGCUGCGAGUUCGGUAAGUUUAUCGGGCUAAGUGGUAACCUCGUCGAUCCUCGUAUCAAUCCGCUAAAAUAUAACCCGGCCUUUGACAAGUCGGGGAAGCCUACACCCCCGACAGAACAUUCUGGUAAAACCCCCUCCGGUGCGGUUGCGUCUGAUGCGGGUACUAUGCAAAGACGUGAUAGACAAGACAAACGAAAGGGGUUCUUCGCGCGGCUUGGAUGUGGUAGAUGGUGA